ACACUCUCUGUAGGUAGAUCUCUGCAUGGUAGCUGCCUAGCUAAAACCUCCUCUAAUUUCCUAGCUCGAUUCUACUAAUCGGAAGAUACUGUUCGCUGAUGAUGGAGAAGGUGGUCGUUGCUCGCCGGGGAGGGGAGGCCGACGGUGCAGCCUCCAACAUCCCGACGGUGCUGGUGGCGCUGGGCCUCGUCACAGCCUCACUGACCAUCAACCUGAUUGCCGCUGCGUACGACCCGCCGCUGGGCUUCGGUGACACCACCUACUACCACCUCGCCCUUGCAGGUUCCUUCCUCGCCGGAAUGGUCCAGAUGAGCGCCGCCGUCUGGGUCGCCGACGACCCACGCGGCCGCCACGACGCCGGCAAGAAGGUCGUCUACGCCUCCAUCGCGCCCCUCGUCGUCGCCGUCGGUCUCACUGGAGCUGCUCUGCUCUGAUACGGUGAUUCCACCUAGGUUUACCAACACCGACAUAGCCGCUGCCCGCCUCAGCUUCUCCAUGGAUCGGAGGGAGUGUAUCUUCUAUCUUACUUGUUUGAGUCGUGUGACGAUGCUGCUUGCUGUUUGGUUCAUCGUGUUCUUAUGUAUCACUAUCACCUCGAUACCUCCUCGCCUAAUCUGAUCACGUCGUUCUGUCUCUGCCUCCUGCUGCUGUUCUUUUAGUUGAUUAAUGCCU
Messenger RNA from Oryza brachyantha (malo sina), 672 nucleotides. RefSeq lists its product as uncharacterized. The record is from RefSeq and is a predicted model, not a curated record. Lineage: Eukaryota; Viridiplantae; Streptophyta; Magnoliopsida; Poales; Poaceae. The transcript has a single exon. Bases 99 to 434 code for a protein of 111 amino acids.